Messenger RNA from Metarhizium album ARSEF 1941, 1617 nucleotides. RefSeq names its product Xaa-Pro dipeptidase. NCBI's taxonomy places the organism in Eukaryota, Fungi, Ascomycota, Sordariomycetes, Hypocreales, Clavicipitaceae. The record is from RefSeq and is a predicted model, not a curated record. Bases 1 to 1617 code for a protein of 538 amino acids. The transcript is spliced from 4 exons. Gene Ontology annotation, molecular function: metalloaminopeptidase activity; manganese ion binding.
AUGGACUACGACCUGAUAACCGAGGACGAGUUCGACGCCCUACGGGAUGACGACUCCAUGUCGGCCUCAUACAUCAAAUAUCCUGGUAAGAGGUCACCAUUACGGCCCUCCUACAGCUUCCUUCCAAGCCAGCUCUCCAGCAGCACGAGUACGGCCGGCCUAACACAGGGAAAACAAACAGCCAAACUACACGCUCGCAAAGUGGCGAGGGAGCUCGGCGUCGACGAUGGCCUCAUUUACCUCCCAGGCCUGCCGGAAAUCUUGCUCGAGGAUUCCGACCAGCCGCGACUGUUCCGCCAGCGACGAUACUUCUUUUACAUAACAGGCGCCAACUUUGAGGAUUGCGCCGCAACAUACGAAAUCAAGCACGAUAAGCUCACACUUUGGAUCCCCUAUGUUGAGCCCCGCGACGUGCUCUGGUUCGGCUCCAAGCCGUCGGCUGUCGAGUGCAAGCGCCGCUACCACGUCGACGAAGUGAGGUACACGACGCAGCUGAGCAAGUUCCUGCGCAAGUUUGCCGCGCAGCCCUCGCCGCCAAUCGUGUACAUCCUUCAUCCGGACCAGGCGCCAGACCUAGGCUGUGAGAGUCUGUCUCGGCUGUCCCUGGAUGACUCUUGCCUGCUGCCGGCCAUGGACCGCGCCCGUGUCGUAAAGUCCGACUACGAAGUCGCAAUGGUGCGCCGCGCCAACGACAUUUCGAGCGCCGCCCAUCGCAGCGUUGCAGAGCGCAUCCUGCGUCUCACCAACGAACGGGAGAUCGAGGCCAUUAUCCAGGCCGUGUGCAUUGCCAACGGCUCCCGAUCCCAGGCGUAUCCCAUCAUUGCUGGGUCCGGACCCAACGCCUCUACUCUGCACUACGGCUCCAACGAUGCGCCGCUCAAGGGCAAGCAGUGCGUCGUCAUUGACGCUGGCUGUGAGUGGAACUGCUACGCCAGCGACAUCACGCGCACGCUGCCGCUCUCAGGCUCGUGGUCGCCGAGGGCCGCCGCUAUCCACGCCAUUGUCCAGCGCAUGCAGGAAGAAUGCAUCGCCGAGGUUGCGCCGGGGAAGCUGUGGCGCGAUAUCCAUCUUCACGCGGCGUCUGUAGGUAUGGAGGGCCUGCUCAAGCUGGGCAUCCUGAAGGGCAGCCGUGAAGACGUAGCCCGCGCCGGCACCGUCGCUGCCUUUUUCCCCCACGGCCUCGGUCAUCACGUCGGACUAGAAGUCCACGACGUCUCUGGGACGCUGGCCCUUGGCGCUGCGACCGCCCACGGCGUUCAGCUCGGAUUCGGCAAGAGAGCCGUGGUGACGCCCUCGAUGCUUGCCGACAUGAUACGUCUGGCAUCCUCCCCGGACGACAUGGGCGUGCAGGAGAGCAAAGGACAGCACCUGCAGCCAAACAUGAUUGUGACUGUCGAACCUGGAAUUUACUUCUGCCGCGAAUACCUAGAGGCUACCUUCCGCGGCGACCCUACCCACGCCCAGUUCAUCGACUGGGACCUGCUCGAAGAGUACUAUGAUGUCGGCGGUGUUCGUAUCGAGGACUGCCUUCUUGUCACCGAGCACGGGUAUCAGAACUUGACGGUUGCGCCCAAGGGCGACGAACUACUAGACGUCAUAAACAAAGGGAAGAAGUAG